Schistocerca nitens (vagrant locust) is the source of this 1914-nucleotide messenger RNA. RefSeq names its product apoptotic chromatin condensation inducer in the nucleus-like. The record is from RefSeq and is a predicted model, not a curated record. NCBI's taxonomy places the organism in Eukaryota, Metazoa, Arthropoda, Insecta, Orthoptera, Acrididae. The transcript has a single exon. The coding region runs from base 1 to 1914 and encodes 637 amino acids.
AUGCAGCCGCAAAGUAACAACGCUUCACAACGUGAAAGGUAUGCUGAUGCUGGUCGAGAAGCCAAAGCCAGUACCCACAUGCAGCCGCAAAGUAACAACGCUUCACAAUGUGAAAGGUAUGCUGAUGCUGGUCAAGAAGCCAAAGCCAGUACCCACAUGCAGCCGCAAAGUAACAACGCUUCACAAUGUGAAAGGUAUGCUGAUGCUGGUCAAGAAGCCAAAGCCAGUACCCACAUGCAGCCGCAAAGUAACAACGCUUCACAACGUGAAAGGUAUGCUGAUGCUGCUCAAGAAGCCAAAGCCAGUACCCACAUGCAGCCACAAAGUAACAACGCUUCACAGCGUGAAAGGUAUGCUGAUGCUGGUCAAGAAGCCAAAGCCAGUACCCACAUGCAGCCGCAAUAUAACAACGCUUCACAACGUGAAAGGUAUGCUGAUGCUGGUCAAGAAGCCAAAGCCAGUACCCACAUGCAGCCACAAAGUAACAACGCUUCACAACGUGAAAGGUAUGCUGAUGCUGGUCAAGAAGCCAAAGCCAGUACCCACAUGCAGCCGCAAAGUAACAACGCUUCACAACGUGAAAGGUAUGCUGAUGCUGGUCAAGAAGCCAAAGCCAGUACCCACAUGCAGCCGCAAAGUAACAACGCUUCACAACGUGAAAGGUAUGCUGAUGCUGGUCAAGAAGCCAAAGCCAGUACCCACAUGCAGCCGCAAAGUAACAACGCUUCACAACGUGAAAGGUAUGCUGAUGCUGCUCAAGAAGCCAAAGCCAGUACCCACAUGCAGCCGCAAAGUAACAACGCUUCACAACGUGAAAGGUAUGCUGAUGCUGGUCAAGAAGCCAAAGCCAGUACCCACAUGCAGCCGCAAAGUAACAACGCUUCACAAUGUGAAAGGUAUGCUGAUGCUGGUCAAGAAGCCAAAGCCAGUACCCACAUGCAGCCGCAAAGUAACAACGCUUCACAAUGUGAAAGGUAUGCUGAUGCUGGUCUAGAAGCCAAAGCCAGUACCCACAUGCAGCCGCAAAGUAACAACGCUUCACAACGUGAAAGGUAUGCUGAUGCUGGUCAAGAAGCCAAAGCCAGUACCCACAUGCAGCCACAAAGUAACAACGCUUCACAGCGUGAAAGGUAUGCUGAUGCUGGUCAAGAAGCCAAAGCCAGUACCCACAUGCAGCCGCAAUAUAACAACGCUUCACAACGUGAAAGGUAUGCUGAUGCUGGUCAAGAAGCCAAAGCCAGUACCCACAUGCAGCCACAAAGUAACAACGCUUCACAACGUGAAAGGUAUGCUGAUGCUGGUCAAGAAGCCAAAGCCAGUACCCACAUGCAGCCGCAAAGUAACAACGCUUCACAACGUGAAAGGUAUGCUGAUGCUGGUCAAGAAGCCAAAGCCAGUACCCACAUGCAGCCGCAAAGUAACAACGCUUCACAACGUGAAAGGUAUGCUGAUGCUGGUCAAGAAGCCAAAGCCAGUACCCACAUGCAGCCGCAAAGUAACAACGCUUCACAACGUGAAAGGUAUGCUGAUGCUGCUCAAGAAGCCAAAGCCAGUACCCACAUGCAGCCGCAAAGUAACAACACUUCACAACGUGAAAGGUAUGCUGAUGCUGCUCAAGAAGCCAAAGCCAGUACCCACAUGCAGCCGCAAAGUAGCAACGCUUCACAACGUGAAAGGUAUGCUGAUGCUGGUCAAGAAGCCAAAGCCAGUACCCACAUGCAGCCGCAAAGUAACAACGCUUCACAACGUGAAAGGUAUGCUGAUGCUGGUCAAGAAGCCAAAGCCAGUACCCACAUGCAGCCGCAAAGUAACAACGCUUCACAACGUGAAAGGUAUGCUGAUGCUGGUCAAGAAGCCAAAGCCAGUACCCACACGCAGCCGGCGAGUAACGUCGCUUCACAACGUCAAAGAUAG